This is a messenger RNA of Pelodiscus sinensis (Chinese soft-shelled turtle), 2781 nucleotides long. The record is from RefSeq and is a predicted model, not a curated record. Lineage: Eukaryota; Metazoa; Chordata; Testudines; Trionychidae.
AGCAGUAGCUCAUAGGAACAUAGAGUAAUUAACGGUCUCCACCUUAAGCCUGGUAGGAGGCGGAGCUGAAGGCGGAUCCGGAUCUGGAUAUAUCAGUGCUGGCAGCUCGGGCGCCUCUAUUCUAUAGUCAGGGAAGUCAGGCUCUAGGCCGUAGUGAUACUCAGUGGCAUCUAACCAGGCAUCAUGAGCCAGGACACGGAGGUGGACAUGAAGGAGGUGGAGUUGAAUGAGAUGGAGCCAGAGAAGCAGCCCAUGACGGGCUCUCCCUCCUCACCGGCAUCGGGCUCCCCAGGCAGCCUGGGUGAGAAGAACGGGAUGGUGAAGGUGAAAGUGCCGGAGGAUGGCGAGGCGGAUGCUGACACCAAGUUCACGGGGCUCUCCAAAGAGGAGCUGCUGCAGGUAGCGGGCACUCCAGCGUGGGUGCGCACCCGCUGGGCCCUGCUCAUCCUCUUCUGGCUGGGGUGGCUGGGUAUGCUGGCGGGAGCCAUCGUCAUCAUCGUGCAGACUCCCCGCUGUAAGGAGCUGCCUCCCCAAGAGUGGUGGCACAAAGGCGGCAUAUAUCGCAUCCAGGCGCUGGAGGCCUUCCAGGAUUCAGAUGCCGAUGGAGUCGGGGACUUAGCAGGGGUGCAGCAGCGCAUUGAUUACCUGAGUUCCCUGAAGGUGAAGGGGCUGGUAAUUGGACCCAUACAUGUUAAUGCUCCAGACAGUCUGAUUGCCACUGAUCUGCAGACAGUGGACCCUAAGUUUGGCACCAAGGAGACUUUCACUAAGCUGCUGGAAGCUGCCAAGAAAAAGAGUCUCAAAGUCAUCCUGGACCUGACCCCCAAUUACAGUGGCAAGAUUCCCUGGUUCAGUCUAGAGACCCCCCAUGACAAUAAUUUCCAGGAUAAAAUGAAGGCGGCGCUGGAGUACUGGCUGGAGCUUGGUGUGGCGGGGAUCCAGAUCAAAAGCGUGGAGAUGCUCAAUGACCCCCAGCUCCUGAUGGACUGGAAGAACCUCACCAGCCAAUACAGUUCUGAUGGCAACACCAGAGUGCUGAUCGCUGGGACAGGCCAGCAGAACUCCUCACAGAUUUUGUCCCUGAUGAACGAGACUAGUGCUGAUCUCCUGGCCAGCCCAUAUCUGAUGGAGCUAGGGUCAGAGCCCCCUGGAGAGCAAAUGGAAAACGCAAUUAGAAACUACAUCGAGGCUGCUGGAGAGAAAUGGCCUAGCUGGAGUGUUGGGGGCCUGCAGGCAGAGCAUAUGGCAUCUUUGGUGAAGGAACGGUUGCUGCGACUUUAUCACAUGCUACUUUUCACGCUGCCGGGGACGCCUUUCACCAACUAUGGGGAUGAGAUUGGUCUGGGGAAGCUGCCAGGACAGUCCAGUGCACCCCGCAUGCGGUGGGAUGAUUCGGCCAACUUUGGCUUCUCCUCAAAGACGCUGCCUCAGGAUGGGGACACCAGCAGCAACUUCACUGUGAAGACACAGACUGGGGACCGUUCCUCGCUGCUCUCCCUGUUCCGGCACCUGAGCGAGCUGCGGGGCAAGGAGCGCUCACUGCUGCAUGGGGAGUUCACGAUGCUACCCACGCCAGCACCAGAUGUCUGCAUCUACUUGCGCAGUUGGGACCAGAACAAACGCUUCUUGGUGGUCCUCAACUUUGCUGCCACCCGCAUCCCUAUCACCAUCACCCACUCUCAUCUGCCUCCUGAGGCCACUGUGGAGCUCAGCACUGACCCCCAGCGUCAGGAGGGGCAGCUGUCCCUGAAGGAUCUGACAUUGGAGUCAUCCGAGGGCUUGCUGCUGCACUUCCCCUAUGUAGCUUAGGGAAGGGGCCUCCCCUGCAGGCCAGGGUGUCCCACCUCCCAGGAAAGGAUAUUGUUCAUGUGAAUCCUACUAACACCUCCAGGGGCAGCAGUGAGGCCUUGGGGUGGGGGUGGGGAUGGGGAGAGGGCAGGGGAACUGCAGCCAUAAGGUAAGAAGGCACCUAUAUUAUGUUCUCCCUUGAGUUGGGAGAACAGGACCCUGGAGCUUGGCAUGUAUCAGGACAGACCUCCAGGACUCCUAAGGGCAGGCUGGCAGUGGGAAGGGAAACUGGUGAUUGAUGUGCCCCAGUUCUUGCUAGCCUCCCUUAGCAUCCCUGAGAGGAUGGUGCCUAUAGCAGAUCUGGGCUCCACGUUGCGUUUCCCCAAGAUGGGAUAGCAACUAGAUUUUUGGGUUUGUCUUCACUAUCUUCCGGAUCCAUGGGCAGCGAUUUGAUCGAGGGGGAGGGGGGGAAAGAGGGCAUCAGAUUUUUUUUCCCCUUCUUCCUGUGAGUCUGGUACACCUCCCCUUAUCCUGGUGUUGAUAGGAGAGUGUCAGCUGUUGACUUACUGCAGUGAAGGUACAGCUGUAAGUAAAUCUAAGUACAUCAACUUCAUAGCUGAAGUUGUGUAACUUAGAUCAUGGGCUUCCGGUAGUGUAGACGAGGCCUUAGGGACCAAAGGGUUUAGACCCCACUGGCUGCAGCUUGCACUCCCAAAGUUAUUCUAGCUCCUGUGGGGCUGGCCCUGCCCUUCUGUCAUCCCCCCUGCCCCUCCUCCCAUGGUCACCCCCAUUUUGGGUGCUCUGUGUGGUGGGAUCGCAUAGGGGGUCACUCUUCUUUUUUGUCUUUCUCUUCUUCCUUUCUCUCCCUAUGGUGGGGACCGGUGCCAUUUGUGGGACAGGUGUGUGUAAGGGGAGGAGGGCUUUGUGCUACACCCUUUGUGAGUGCUGCUGGGAUCAGCAUGGAACUAGUUAAUAAAAGGCUCUGGUUAGUGA